This is a messenger RNA of Rhinolophus ferrumequinum (greater horseshoe bat), 1026 nucleotides long. Its product is annotated as mannose-binding protein A-like. The record is from RefSeq and is a predicted model, not a curated record. Gene Ontology annotation, cellular component: multivesicular body; rough endoplasmic reticulum. Lineage: Eukaryota; Metazoa; Chordata; Mammalia; Chiroptera; Rhinolophidae. Gene Ontology annotation, biological process: surfactant homeostasis; positive regulation of phagocytosis.
AUGGAUGCACAGACGGAGGCAGUAGAAGGAGGAGUCCAGAGCAUUAAAGUUGAGAGCUGCCCAGUGAUGCUGGAGAGCCCACCAGCAGCCAGGGAGAACUGCCUCGCAGACAGCAGUUCCAAAGAUGGUGGUUGUUCAUUAACCUGGGGUUAAAGGCCAGUCCAGCACUGCCCCUGGUCCCACAUUGCUGAGGAAUCUGCCAGAGGCCUGGGCUGGAGGACAGCUUCCCUGCUACAGCUUCUGUGCUCUGAGGAGGCCCUAGUAAGCCAUUUCUGGUUUUCACUGCUUCCUGUCCUUCUGUGUGUGGUGACAGUGUCCUGCUCAGAAAUGAAAACCUGUGACGAUGCCCAGAAGACCUGUUCUGUGAUUACCUGUGGCAUCCCUGUCACCAAUGGCACCCCAGGCAGAGAUGGGAGAGAUGGACCCAAGGGAGAAAAGGGAGAACCAGGACAAGGGCUCAGAGGUAUGCAGGGCCCUCCAGGGAAAUUGGGGCCUCCAGGAAAUGCAUGUCCUCGUGGGUUGCAUGGACCAAAGGGCCAAAAAGGAGAUCGCGGAGACAGUUCAGUAGCUGAGACUAAGCUGGCUAACUUAGAGAGAGAAAUAAGGAGUUUGAAGUCAGAACUGGACCACACCAAAAAGUUGCUAACCUUCUCCUUGGGCAGAAAGUCUGGGAAGAAGCUGUAUGUGACCAAUGGUGAAAAGAUGCCGUUUUCCAAAGUGAAGGCUCUGUGUACUGAGCUCCAGGCCACCGUGGCCACCCCCAAGAAUGCCGAAGAGAACAAAGCCAUCCAAGAUGUGGCCAAGGACGAUGCUUUCCUGGGCAUUACAGCUGAGGUGACUGAAGGCACAUUUGAGUAUGUGACAGGAGGGAGACUGGCCUACAGUAACUGGAAGAAGAGUGAGCCUAAUGACUAUGACUCAAAGGAGGAUUGUGUGAGCCUUCCAAAGGAAGGGCCCUGGAAUGAGGUCUCCUGCUCUUCCUCCUACCUGGCCGUCUGUGAAUUCCCAGCCUGAAGAAGUAGGCUC